This is a messenger RNA of Candidozyma haemuli, 1242 nucleotides long. RefSeq names its product dihydrofolate synthase. Gene Ontology annotation, biological process: folic acid-containing compound biosynthetic process. The coding region runs from base 1 to 1242 and encodes 413 amino acids. Gene Ontology annotation, molecular function: ATP binding; tetrahydrofolylpolyglutamate synthase activity; dihydrofolate synthase activity. Lineage: Eukaryota; Fungi; Ascomycota; Pichiomycetes; Serinales; Metschnikowiaceae. Gene Ontology annotation, cellular component: cytosol; mitochondrion; cytoplasm. The transcript has a single exon. The record is from RefSeq and is a predicted model, not a curated record.
AUGUCAAUUGAGCUUGGGCUAUCUCGUGUCAGGAAGCUUCUCAAGCUUCUUCCAAAAGCAGGCAAACUUAAGUGUGUUCAUGUGGCUGGCACUAAUGGCAAGGGAUCUACAUUGGCUUACGUUUCUUCCAUUUUGAACGAGGCUAACAUACGCCAUGGCCGUUUCACUUCUCCACAUACUAUGCUGGUGAACGAUUGCGUUACGAUUAAUAGGCAGGUAUUACCUAUGGACUCCUUUAAGAAGGCGAAGAAAGAGGUUCAAGAGCAUAAUGAUGAUAAUGGCAUUGGAUGCACUGAGUUUGAGAUCUUGACCUGUGCGGUCUACAUGAUAUUUGCAAUGGAGCAUUUGGAAUUGUCCCUUAUAGAAGUUGGGCUUGGGGGAAGACUAGACGCUACAAAUAUACUCAAUGAAGAUGAAGUACUUGUGAGUGCCAUCACGAAAGUUGGCAUUGACCAUGAGUCUUUCCUUGGAGAUACUAUCUCGCAAAUCGCCAAAGAGAAGGCAGGCAUUAUAAAGAAAGGGGUAGACUGUGUGGUUGACCUGACAAAUAAUAAGGAAGCGUUGCAGGCAAUUAGAGAAAAGGCUAGCCAUGAAGGAAGCCCAUUGCAUGAAGUGAGUUCGUCACCGUUGACAAGAAAGCUCAUAGAACUCUCGCCCUUGAAGGGCAAAUACCAAGAGCAGAACUUAGCAGUGGCGCUAGAAAUUGUAUCGCUCCUCAAAGAGAAGCAUUCAUUCAAGAUAUCAGAUGAAGCUAUAAAGAGAGGUAUCACCAAGACUAGCUGGCCAGGCAGACUACAAACUGUUAAGGAUCCCAAGACGGGCAUCGAAGUACUAAUUGAUGGCGCCCAUAACGAAAGUGCUGCCAUUGAGUUAGCAGCUUUCCUCGAAAGCUACCGUGAUGGAGACAAGGGUAUCAUAUUUGUGGUUGCACUCACGAAAGGCAAGUCCGUGGAAAACCUCCUCAAGCAUAUCGUCAAGGCUGAUAAAGAUACAAUUAUCCCCACUGAGUUUCUGCCGCCAGAAGACAUGCCCUGGGUGAAGUGCUACGAUACUGAGUACUUGGCCCAGGAAGCAAAGAAGUAUGCCAAUUUAGGUGCAACCGAUAUCGCAAACCCCCAAGACCUUUUUGCACAUUUACAGCUGCUCAAACAACAAGGCGAUGACCGCAAAAUUGUCGUUUGCGGUAGUCUUUAUCUUUGUGCUGAUAUACUACGAGCCAUUGACUACGCUCCUACCAUAUAG